Molecule: messenger RNA, 4070 nt
Organism: Trichomycterus rosablanca
Lineage: Eukaryota; Metazoa; Chordata; Actinopteri; Siluriformes; Trichomycteridae
Gene: fam120c
Product: family with sequence similarity 120 member C
Exons: 16
Coding region: 821-3973 (1050 amino acids)
Cellular component (GO): nucleus
Source: RefSeq, a predicted model, not a curated record
GAAAGUCCGUUCCUCUCCUCAGUAUGAAGUUGUGCAUGAACUAGAGAGUGAGGGAGCUAGCGUCGGAGUUUAGUUUUUGUUUUAUUUUAGUUCUUUUUACUUUGUUUUUUUGGUUCGUUUACCCGUCCAUUUCAUCCCGAAGCGUCUGUCUCGAGUUGUUGUAGACCAAUUGAGUCGAUAGUCAAGACCGGGCUAGUAAGCUAGCUGAUGUUAGCUGCGAAGCUGCAGCUUUAGGUUCGGUUUUUUUUUUUUUAGCUCGCUACUUGGACACUUGUGACUCUUUUUAAUCCGACCUAAUAUAUAUAUAAUUUUAGAAUUGUAAUUAUAGGUUCGUGAAACUCAUUUUAACAAUUUAAUGGCACUUCUAUAGUGUUGAGUUUAGUUCGUGUACGGCUAGUGUAUUAGCAUGUAGGAUUAUAUACUGGACAUUAAUAUAACCGACACCGAUAGUAGCGCGUGCCCGCUGCUACCCGCACUGUUAUCAUUGGUAAUGAUUUUACUUUGGGUGACAUUUUAAUUCAAAUUAAACCUUGACCUGCAAAUCGGUUUAGUGUUGCGAUCGUAACAACGGUGUAAGAAUGGAUGCACUUUGCACGUAAUCGAUGAAUAUAAAAUAUAGCAUCAUUCACUAGAGUUGUAUCGGUUUAAAUAAUAUAUCCACAAGACACGUGAUACUGGUUGCACAUUAUUCUACUGUUCUCCAUUAGCCAGGAAAAAAAACAACACCGAUUUAAUAUACCAAUUUAUAAAAUACUAGUGUGCACAUCUACCGCACGACACGCCUCGUUGUGAGACAUAAACAAGACCGAAGUAGGAAAAUAUGGGAGUUCAGGGCUUUCAGGAGUACUUGGAAAAGCGCUGCCCGGGCGCCUCGGUUCCAGUCGAUCUGCUCAAACUGGGCCGAACCGCGGCCCGAAAUGCUCCGCACCACCACCACCACCAUCAUCAUCCUCCUCCUCAUCAUCACCACCACCACCACCACCACCAUCCGAACGCACUGCCCGCGCCUCCGCCUCCACCACCGCCGGCGCGCAUCUUGGUGGACGCAGACUCGGGCCUACAGCGCCUCUAUGGCGGCUACCAGACCGACUGGGUGUGUGGCGGGGAGUGGAACGCCAUGCUCGGCUACCUGGCAGCGCUGUCGCAGGCCUGUCUGUACCAGGGCGGCCUGGAGCUGGUCGUGGCCUUUAACGGCACGCUGGGAAAGGAACGCUGGCCCGAGUGGGCGCGCCGUGCUCAGGCCCACAGGCAGACAGCACAGCUCAUCGUCAACCACGUGGGCAGCAAAGGCACACCGCCCCCACGCGCCUGGUUUCUGCCACCCGCCUGCCUCAGCCACUGCGUGCGCCUCGCCAUGUUCCGUUUCCGCGUGCGGGUGGUUCAGACCCUCGAGGACCAUCACCAGGAGGUGCUGUCCCUGUACAGAGACUGUGGAUUUCAGGGCCUGAUUGCACAGGACUCGGAGUUUGCUCUAUGCAAUGUCCCGGCCUACUUCAGCUCCCACGCUCUCAAACUCUCCUGGAAUGGGAAGAACCUGACCACUCACCAGUACCUGCUGCCUGAAGCUGCUCGCCAACUGGGCCUCAAAACCCAGCACCUUCCCAUCUUUGCUUCCUUGCUUGGAAACCAUAUUCUGCCUGAUGAAGAUCUGGCUGCCUUUCAUUGGAGUUUAUUGGGUCCAGAACACCCUCUUGCCUCCCUGAAGGUAAGGGCUCACCAGUUAGUCCUCCCACCUUGUGAGGUUGUGAUUAAGGCUGUUUCAGAGUACGUUGCAUCGAUUAAAGACCUGGGAAACCUGGAUGCUGUGGCCAGAGAUGUGUUUAAACAGUCUCAGUCUCGGACCGAAGACAAAAUCGAAAGAUUUAAAAAGGCAGUGGAGUAUUUUUCAGUGGCCAGUAAACCAAGACCUCUUUCAAUGGGACCUUCUCCUUACCUCUUGCCAGGUUUUGGGCCUGGACAGUUUGGGCCUCCUCCAGGCCACAUGGCAACACUGCAGUCUGGGAAAGCCCAGGUAUCAGGUGUUAAGGUGCCUUAUCCCAGUGGGUCCUACGGCCCUGGUUCAGCCUCUGGUCCUGCCCUUCUAUAUCAGAACCCGCCUCCUCCAUUGCAGGAAUGCAGUGAUUCUCUUAUUGGGAAAAUGGGCUUUCCUGAUUGGUCCGCUCCGUAUGAUUCCAAUCAAGCUGGCAACCGACUGCCCAAUCACCACACAGCUGUGCCGACGGGCACUUCCCCGUCGCCAUCGUCUUCUUCAGAUGGCGAAGACCAAAAUGACACCAGCACUAAUCAUUUGGCCGAUAAGUCCUCUAGAUGGGAAGAGCCAGGUGGCCGUGGGGGCGGCGCCUCCGGUGAUGGUCACCAAGGCAAUGGAAGUGGGUCUUCAAUUCCAUCACUGCUGUCCAUGGCAACACGAAGUCACAUGGACAUCACAACGCCACCUCUUCCACAGGUCAGCACUGAGGUGCUGCGAGUGGCAGAGCACAGACACAGGAGAGGACUCAUGUACCCGCAGAUUUAUCACAUCCUCACCAAGGGAGAAAUGAAGAUGCCAGUGUGUAUAGAGGAUGAGUGUAAUCCUGACCUGCCUCCUGCUUCUUUGCUGUUCCGCUCAGCACGGCAGUAUGGCUACGGUGUGCUGUUUAGCCUGGCUGAGACCCAGAGGCGAUUGGAGAGACUGGCCAUGCGCAAGCGCAUUCCACUAGAGGUUCCCCCAGUGAUUAUUAAGGAGUGGUGUGCCAGUAAAGCCAAGUCUGCCCUGACCCCUGAGCUUGUUCCAGCUCUGUGUUUCCGUGAAUGGACCUGUCCAAAUCUAAGGCGUCUGUGGUUAGGCCGGGCAUCCGAAGACCGAAGCCGCCGCACAAGGGCUUUCCUGGCCUGCAUGAGAUCGGACUGUCCUGCGCUGCUUAACCCAGCCUGUGUGCCAUCACACCUGCUGCUCAUGUGCUGUGUACUCAGGUAUAUGAUGCAGUGGCCAGGUGGUCGUAUUCUCCAACGCCACGAGCUUGAUGCCUUUUUGGCUCAAGCGGUCUCCAACCAGCUUUAUGAGCCUGAUCAACUGCAGGAACUUAAGGUGGAGAAAGUGGAUAAUCGUGGGGUGCAGCUGGCCUCUCUCUUCAUGAGCGGUGUGGAUACUGCCCUGUUUGUAAAUGAUGUUUGCGGCCAGCCGCUGCCCUGGGACCACUGCUGCCCAUGGGGCUUCUUUGAUGGCAAGUUGUUUCAGAGUAAACUGGCCAAGGCUACCAGAGACAGAGCCUCCCUGUUGGAAAUGUGUGAAGGCCAGGAGGAACUGGUGUCUCGUGUAGAGAAGAUGAGGCAGGCUAUUCUAGAGGGCAUCAACCUGUCCCGGCCACCUCCACCACCUCCACCACUGCCACCCCCAGCCUUCCUGUCUCCUGCCAUGGUGCCACCGUUCUACCCUAUGCACCCUCUGUACCCACCUCGUCCCCUAGGCGCCAUGCCUCCUCCGCAUCACCAGCACAGACCAAGAGCCUUCCCAGGCAUUCAGUCAAUUCCUCCACAAGGUGGCAAGCUGGAGAUUGCUGGCAUGGUUGUUGGACAGUGGGCUGGAAACAAACCGAUGCGUGGCAGAGGAGGGUUUAACAUGCAGGUGGUAUCAGUGGGAGGUGGAAAAGGCAGGGUUAGAGAAGUGAUAUCCAAAGGAAGGGGAGGGAAGAAAACAAACAAUCGUUCACAGAAUCUCUCUUCCUCGCCCACCUCCUCCAGCCCCCCGAAACUGGCAGAGGAACUCAAAACAUUGGGGCAUUCCAACGAGAGAGCCGGGGGUGCAUCCCAGCAGCUGAACGGCAGCUCAUCAGGAAGCGCCGCCGGCCACCCCGUUGACCUACCACCACUGGCCCAGCCAAUCCAGUGUGCCUUAGCCAGCAGAGACAGCCAAUCAGGAGACGGGGUGGAGGUAGAGGCCCCGUGUUGCCUUGACGAUUGCUCGUCAGACGGUGCACUACAGAAAGAGGAGUAAUGACAUCCUAUAGUGUAAUGAGAAUGAUUGAGUUGAGAGGGAAUGUUUCGAGUUUGACUGCCUUUUCCUUGCAAAACAUGAUCAUUAGGGCACAGUA